Hippoglossus stenolepis (Pacific halibut) is the source of this 4375-nucleotide messenger RNA. It is a transcript of the gene nrsn1, whose product is annotated as neurensin 1. The transcript is spliced from 6 exons. Gene Ontology annotation, biological process: nervous system development. NCBI's taxonomy places the organism in Eukaryota, Metazoa, Chordata, Actinopteri, Pleuronectiformes, Pleuronectidae. Gene Ontology annotation, cellular component: transport vesicle; neuron projection; neuronal cell body. The coding region runs from base 134 to 736 and encodes 200 amino acids. The record is from RefSeq and is a predicted model, not a curated record.
GAGCAGAGAGAGAGAGAGAGAGAGAGAGAGAGAGAGAGAGAGAGGUGAGAGUAGAGUGAUGGGAGCCGGCUGAGGGAACAGGAGCGAGUGAUCACUCUCCGCGCUGCUGAUGUCAGGUACACAGAUGUGAAGGAUGACUUCUUGCCCAGAGAUCUGUGGGUCGGAGUACGGAGAGCAAGUUCAAGCCAGCGGGAACUGCCAGCAGUAUGGAGUCCGCUCCUACCUACACCAGUUUUAUGAGGAGUGCACAGCUUCUAUUUGGGAACGCGAUGAAGAUUUUCAGAUUCAGAGAUCACCUAGCAGGUGGAGCUCUUUACUCUGGAAGGUCUGUCUCGUGUUCGGCUCCCUGAUCUUGGUGUCAGGUUUCAUCAUUGUUUUGGUGGGGUACACCACUCCAACCAGGAUCGAGGCAUUUGGCGAGGAUGAUCUACUUUUUGUUGACAGCCAUGCUGUCAGUUUCAACCGCGCCCUGGACGUCUGCAAGCUGACGGGCGCCGUGUUGUUCUGCGUGGGCGGCACCUCCAUGGCUGUGGGCCUCCUGCUGUCAGCCUUUGCCAAAAGCUAUUCCAAAGAAGAAUUGUAUCUGCAGCAAAAGUUUAAGGAGAGGUUGGCAGAUCUGCACGCAACAGUUGGUACCCCCAUAAUGAGAGCACCCACCCCCGGCGAGGGAAAAGUGCCAGUCACGCUUUCCAAAGUCCAGAACAUCCAGCCAGCAAACUCAAAGUUGGACACCUGACAGUCGUCGACAUGAAGGCAUAAAGUGAAGAAGAGUGUAUGAGGAGUGAUUGGAGAGCAGACUAUGUGCGAGUGCGUAUACACACCUGUGGGUGUUGAUCUAGAUGUAUAUUUUCUCCUUUGAAAGGUCAACUUACAUGUUACUUAUUAUAUCGGUUCCUUGUCUUUAUUUGCCGUGUUUGACAUUGAAGUUUGAUUUUACGGUUACAUACAGUAGCUGCAGAGUUAAUAUAGAGACGAUCAAAAGGAAUAUCAGUUGCCUAAAACUCAUUGUUAUCUAACAAAGCACAUGCAGCUCUCGAGCCCUGCCCAGAAAACAAACCUCAGACACAAAUCAAUAGAACACGGCUGCUGAACAACAUAAUCGCAGCUUCCACAGAGCAUUUUCCUGCCGAGAGGAUUCACAUUAUAAAAAAACUGAAAAGGAGGGUGUUAGUGCUGGAGGGUGCAGAGCAGCAGAUGCAGUGUUGUUUGAAGUUAUUGCUGAUUGGGCCCUGUUCACUGAAAUGAUCAAAAGACGCACCAGGCCCGACAACCAUUAUUUCUGCCUGGUGACUAAAAGCAGAGACAGCAGAGUGUUAUUGUGGAAGCUAUACUCUUGUGUGCAUACUCUGUGUAUUUAUCCCUGAACUGUGAGCCAGACCCUGUCCAUCACGACCACACAACACGAAUACAUGUACUAUAACUGAUGAGUACAGAACAGAACAGAUAUUUCUGCAAGUAGUCAGAACAAAUUAGGCACAAGCUGAUUAGAACAAACCUUGCGGGUAGAUCCCACACUGACAUUUUCAUCUGUCUUGUUAGGCCUCUGAUUUUGUCUCCUCCAGUAAAUCCUCAGACAGGAUCGAUGAGACCGGACCAGACAGACCGAUGAAAGCUACAUUGAACCGGACAGAACAUGCAGAGCGGCACAGUCUGCCACUAAAUCAAACAGCUUAUACUUUCUGGGUGAGAUAAACAAGGCCUUCAUCAUGUCGUAUAUAGCAAACCCGUUCAUUCUCUGUCCCUCUCCUCCUGAGCUGGUCAAAGAGAUGGAGAUGGUGCGAGGGUGCGUGAGGAGAGACAACAUGACAGAUAUGUUACGUAACGGGGGGGGGGGAUGAGGAGAUUGUGAUUGUGUCUGACAGCGCUCACUGUUUACAUUGUGUAAAGUGAUAAUUCACAGACAAUGUACGGUCAUUAUAUCACUCGCAAACCAUAUCUGAGACAGAAAAUACAUCAAUAAGGUUUUUAUUUUAUUUCAUACAAGCUUGGCACAAGCUCGAGCUCACAUACUGUAACCGUAACUUUCAAGCACAACUGUUUUUGAAAACGUUCUCUCUUUAUGUUUCAUAAACAUGUGUUUUGAAUUUUUGUGACCAUGCCAUUUUAAAUGAUUAUUAUUAUUUCUUUUUGUUUUCAUUUUACAUGAAUUGCAACACACUGGACAUGGAUUCAAAAUCAUGUGUUACAGUGGUAGUUACUGUCCAAGUGCCAUCAAGCUACAUGCCUCCAAAUGUGUAUCGAUGCAGCAGCUCCUUCAAAUUCAUGCGGCAAGAAUGGUGGAUGCUCAUUGUAUGAAAUACUGUACUGUUCAUGUAACUUGACUUCUCACAGCCUCCGCUCCCGUCUUUACUGCCUUUCUUCUUUCACUUUGAGGAAUUCUGGAUUUUCAUUUCAACGCUUAAACAUAUUCGGCACAUUCAAAACAAACAAUUGUAGCUAGAGCUUUGAAGAACAACAUACUAACAAAGGAGAUGUUACAAAGGAACCAACUGUCAAGUAGAACAAUACAAGAAGAAAAACAAAGCUGCUGUAACCAAACACUCCAGUUGGGCCAGUGUUUAGUAAGUGGAUAAUAAAUGUGCUGACGUAUUGCUACAUGCUGUGAAUUUAAUUUUUUAUUCUUUAAAGCAACACUAUGAAACUUUUUUUGUACCUUAAAAUAGCAGCUUUAAAAUUAGUUUGACGGUUCACUGACUUGGAACAUUGGGAAGGUUGCCAGUUUCAUUCCAACUCCUCACCCUGAACAUCUGUUCUUGCCCUUUGUUACUUUUAGUCUGUGCUUAUAAUGAUAAAAUCAGGCCCAGCUAGUUCAAGAGUAAUGCCCAAUUGAAGAUCAGUUAAAAAGACUUAAAAAUAAUUUUCAAAACAGCGUUUAACGUCGAUAUUCUGUGAGGAAACUUUUGAAAUAAGAAAAAAACUUAAGAAUUCUAAUCAGUUUGGUUUUUGUUGUCUUUGGUUUUACAUUAAAACCACUUAAUCACUCAGACACGCAACCCCGACAGAAUGAUCACCACGUGUGGCUGCAGAGGGCGCUGUUGCUCAGUAAAAGUUACAUGGUGUUGCUUUAACCGACCUUAGUUUAAUUUUUUAUUCCAGCCCAGAAUCUGGGAGAUUUCUUUUCUGUUAUGUAUCUAAAAAAAAAUGCUUUUGAUCUUAUUUCCCUCUGAUUCUAUCUUCUACUGUCUCCUGCUGUAACAGUGGAUUCUCCCAGUGAAUAAAACAAGUCGACUGUACUUACUGAAGGUUGGAUCGGAUAAAGAACAAAUAUACAGACGGGUGACAAAGCAAAUACCGACAUAAUGUAUCUUGACGAGGCGUUGAGCCACCGGAGCAGAUUCAAUGGGCCUCGGCAUUGAUCCCACGAGUCUCUGAACUCUAAUGGUGGGAUUAUCACUGUGGUUCAAUGAGUGCUGACAAACAUAUCAGUGCCAAAUCUCCAUAGUUGUGUGUUUCAAAAGUUUUCAUCUAAACAUUCAGCGAUCCCCUUGCACCCUUUGGAUUGGGGGCAUUUUCAUACUGGAAGAGACCACUCCUGUCAGUAUGGACAUUUGUCCUCGUAGCAGAAAAGACCUCCUCUCACAAGAAAAUCCUUAAAAAUCCCCCGCAGUAUAACAGAGCCACCAGAUCCCCUCGCUGCAGGAGUGAAGCGCUCAUGCCUGCACCGCUCCGCUGCUGCUCUCGCCCACUUGUCGAGAACAUGGUGAAGGGUGAUUCAUCUGACCAUCCCCCCACACACAUAUCUGUAGAUCAGUGUCAAUAGUUUAUUUGCACCUCUAAACUCACAAAGGUGCUUUCAUCUUUUCAACGAGGAGUUUGAUAAUACCGCUCUACGCGACCGCCGACAGAACUGUUCUCCUGAACACGGUCCUGCAUUGACACUAUAAGACGAGGUUAUUUUUUCAUGUAUCACAGCAACUCACGAGCAUCACGAGCAUCAAAUGUGAGCUGUCACAUCACAAUUCCUGACCCUAGUUACUGACGUCUUUCCCGUGGAUCCAAACACAGAUGUCACGUAAUCACUGUCAUAUUGAAACACUGGCCAGUUGAGCCUUUUAACUGAAGCUCCUGCCAUCUGUGCCCUGACAAUAAACCCUCUGUCAAAGCGAAGAUCUUAUCCUCCUGCCAUCUUGAUAGAAAAAUCUGAAUUAACUGGUCCUGCUCAGCAUUUUGAAACAUGCCACAUGUGAAGUACAUACUCAUACUACUUAUAUAUACUUACACUUAUAUAUUUGCAUUCAUUAUCUUUCCCCACUCCACUUUAUUCAGAUUCUUCCUUUACGGUCCCAACAGUCACCCGUCUGUAUAUCGGUGUCUACAGAGAGUAUGUCUAUUUUUAAAGAACACAAUAAACCUGAAAUACCUGUAGUUUAAAAAA